Messenger RNA from Anopheles merus, 3253 nucleotides. Its product is annotated as lateral signaling target protein 2 homolog. The transcript has 4 exons. NCBI's taxonomy places the organism in Eukaryota, Metazoa, Arthropoda, Insecta, Diptera, Culicidae. The record is from RefSeq and is a predicted model, not a curated record. The coding region runs from base 445 to 3000 and encodes 851 amino acids.
GCGCUUGACUUUGCUCGUGUACGGUACGGUUGGUCGUGUCUCGUGUGUUGUAUUUUUUUACGCAGCAGGCAUCGCGAUAGAGCCGUGGUCGUCGUAGCCAACAACGUGGGGGGAAACAAACCAGCAAAACGGAGCCCCACGGGGUAUAGGAGGUUCCCCCGGUUUGCGCUCUCUAGUGCAUGUGUGUAUAUUGUUUCGUUCGGGUUAAUUUAUCUUGUAGAGUGUGUGCAUCGCAGAGUAACUUGAUCGUAACUCACGUACGUGUUCAGCUGUGUUAGCGGAGUGAAUCAUGUGAUCUAUCUACCAAGUUGUGCGCGAUCGGGUAUACACGUGUAAAGUGAAAUAAUUCAUAGUUUGUGUGUGUGUGUGUUAAAGAAUAGAGCAAAUAGAGGCGAAUAUUGAAUCAAAACAGGUCGUAAAAGUGUGUCCCUAAGCAAGUGGAGCAUGUUGGGGAUAAGCAAGAAGCCGGGUCCUCCGGUGCCGCCGCGCCCGAGUGCGGCGGCCGUUGCAACGGCCCUUGCAAAACAGCGCGAAAACUCGCCCUCUCCAAAUGGGGCCCCAAGACCAUGCAAUCCGACCGGGAUGAUGACCGGCAUGGCCACCUUAAAGCCGCCGCAUCCGGGCCGCACCGUCGUGUACAAGUCGCCCGACUUUGAUCCUCCCCCGCAGGCAAGAAAUCGAACGCACCAGCUGCAGGAGUCGUUGCAAGGAUCGCCCAACCUAAGCACGAAACGGAACGCGAUCUAUCACGAAAGUCCGGCCCAAAGCCCGAAAGCGGCCGAGCGACAUCUACCGUCCGGCGGGGUGAUGUAUCGAUCCACCUGCAGCAUCGUGGAGAUCAACACCAGCCCGAGCACGUCCGGGUCGAGUUCGGUGUCGACCUCGCCGGUUGCUACCCUUCAGAAGCCGCCCACCGAUCCGCAGAAAGGCUCCACGGGCAUUGCUCCGGUGGCGCGAAGGCGCAUGCGAAAUGGUGACUCCCACUCGAGCGAAGGAUCGGCCGACACGACGAAGUCGUCGUCGUCGUCCGAGGUGAUCAUCAUCAAUGGUGGAUCGCACGGGAGCAGCAUCAGUCUGCGCAGCGGUGCACCACCACCAUUGUCGUCCCACGAGGAUGGCCACGGCAAGGCGUCACUGGGCGGCAGCGAGUGUGACAGUGGAACGGAGCGGGGCGAUAGCUCCGGAUCGUGUGCCUCGGCCGGCAGUACGCUUGAGCGCGAGAACAAUAUGAAGAAUCUCGAGGGCGGCAAGAGCAGCAGUCACUUUACGGAAAUCAUUAUCGGCUCGAACCAGAGCAGUACGGUGGUGCGCAGUGGCAGCAAGCCGAAUAUUGCGGGCCCCGCGACCAGCAGCAACAGUACUGUGAUACGAUCGAGCUCGAUCCGUUUGCCAAUCACGGCGUCGGCGGCCGUGCCACCGUACCAUCGUCCCGAGCCGGAGGGCGGAGAGCAUGUACAACCGUCGAGUGAUAGCCGUGGAACUGGAGCCUCGAGUGCAGCAACGGCGGGUAACAUUGCCAAGUCUCAAUCAACCACAACGCUCGAUCCGGCCACGCUCGACUCGAAGCUGAGCGAGAAGAAGUUUGCCUUCCACGAGCUGCUCAUAUCGGAGCUGACGGCGAUGCGGCAGAAGCAGCAGGAACAGGAGCAGACAAAGCUGCAGUCCAAGACACAGGAGAAGAGCGUCGUGAAGGGUGCGGAUGACGACUGCCCGACGGCGAACGGGGUCGAUCUGGCGAAGAUUAAUCGCCGGCAGCGGUGUCCUUCCGAGCGCCGCUCGUCCGGCAGCGAGACGGAAACGACGACCCCGAACGGGACGACGGGCCGGCAGGCGAAGAUACGCACCGCCGACUGGAUCGAGGUGGGCGAUAACGGCAAGCAGGUGGUGCUGUCCAGCUGCCAGAUCAGCCUGGAAGACUCGGGCAUGGAGGACGAGGAGAAGCUGGACGAUGCGUCGUCCGGGGUGGGCGACUCGUGGGACAGCGUCAAGGAAGAUGCAGAGGAACGCAUCAUAAUGUCGCUACCCGGACUGCCGCCGCUGCCCAAGAGCCUCAGCGGCUUCGAUCUCGCCGGCAUGCAGUUCCAGUCCCAGCACCACCACCACCAACACCAUCACCAGCAGCAGCACCAUCACCAACAUCAGCAACAUCCAGCCCAGCAUAAUCCACACUAUCCUCCAACGCACCACCAGUCCGCCCAUCACGCGCAUCCGAUGCAGCAGCCGUCCUACCACGGGACGUCACCGCACCCGUCCAGCAAUCUGCCACCGUCCUCCCAGUCGCCCGCCCUCAACCACCAUCACACGAACCCGUUCAUACCGAUGGUCGGGCCGGCCGGACUGCUGCACGGCGGGGACAGUUUGGCAUCGCUCGAAAGCGCCCAGCAGCGGGGACACUCGCCGGUCAGCAGCACGUUGUCGGGGGGAAGCAGCAGCGGGCGGAAGGCAUCACCCCAGCCGGGCGUGGGACCGGCGUCAGCGUCAACGUUGGACACCCAGUUGGCGAUUCUGCGACGUGAAAUGUACGGCCUUCGGCAACUCGAUCUGUCCUUGCUGUCGCAGCUGUGGGCGCUGAACGAAUCCAUCCAAGAGUUCCGCACGAUGCUGCAGGAGCAGGAAACGCUUUCGCCGCCCUCGCCGUCACCGUCCAACUCGGACGCGAACUCCGUGUCCUCGGACGACGAUCUCGACGAGGACGACUCGUCCACCACGAACAACAGCACCAAUCGGCUGCUGCAGCAGCAUCAGCAGCAGCAACACCACCUGCUACUGUCAUCAGCCCAUCAUCAGCUCCAGUCGUCCACGAACAGUAUUGUCGGUGCGGCGGGGAGUGGUGGUAGCAGCGGCGGCGGCGGCGGCGGUAACCUAACGCCCGGCGGCGGUCCUAAUCCGAACGAAUCGGGCGGCUCAUCCUCGACCACCCUCUCGUCGUCUGCAUCGUCCCGCAUGAGAGCGCCACCACCACCGCCUCCCAACAGAAAGGCACCGUCCCGGCCCGUCUAGAGAGGGACGGGACUCCUGGACUAGAGUAGUUGAACUUCAACGUUAAAACCGCUAAACAGAAAAGUCAGUGAUCGUUGCCAAUUAGUGUGUGUGCCGGUGCCGGUGAAACUAGCUUAAUCGGGUUGCGCGGAUCGGAGGAUGGAGGGAGGGAUGAUUUCACGACGACUGUGAGAGCAUGUCGGGGGCUGUAAAGUAUAGGGCAGGCGGCAGGUACAGGAACGGCAGGAGCUAGCGAGCUAGGCGAUCUAAAUAC